Protopterus annectens (West African lungfish) is the source of this 4171-nucleotide messenger RNA. Its product is annotated as zinc finger protein 431-like. NCBI's taxonomy places the organism in Eukaryota, Metazoa, Chordata, Ceratodontiformes, Protopteridae. Gene Ontology annotation, molecular function: DNA-binding transcription repressor activity, RNA polymerase II-specific. The transcript has 4 exons. The record is from RefSeq and is a predicted model, not a curated record. Gene Ontology annotation, biological process: negative regulation of transcription by RNA polymerase II. Bases 144 to 2819 code for a protein of 891 amino acids.
UGGGUGUUGGGUUACAGAGUAUCUGCUCGCUGAGUUGCAGGACAUUGCAGAAACACUUGUUCGUGGUGCUGGUAUUGUUGUAGAAGGGAGUCUGAUUUGUAGAGACAGUAACUGCUUGUGGUCUUUGAAUCUGAUAUACAAGCAUGAAGCUUGAGGUGCCAGAAACCUUUGAAGAUGUUGCUGUUGAUUUUUCAAGGGAAGAGUGGAAAAUGCUAAGCCGUCAGGAAAAAGAAAUUUACAAGGAAGUGAUGAUACAGAACUAUAAGAACAUGGUGUCAGUAGGGUACAACAUCCCAAAGAAACAUCUGUUAUCACUGAUUGACAAAUAUGAAAAACUCAUACCUGAAUCUAAAGAAACUCCUCAAUGCUUCUGCAGAGGAGCACAUUACUGCAUAAACCCAUGUCAGAUUAUAUUGCAGAGGGUACGCAUGAAUCCAGAAUUUGUCAAGAACUUCACAGGUCAGAUGUCUUCCACAAGUGAACAAAUGGUUCAAACUAGAUGCAGAAAUAUGGAACAUAACAGCCCCUUUAGCCAGGAAAAUGUAGUAAAAACGCAUCUGCAAACUAAUAAAGUAGACAGAUUAUCUGAAUGUGAUGAUUUUAAGAAGAGUCUUGCAUUUUCUACUAGCCUCGCAACAUGUUGUUCGACUGCUACUAGGGCCUCAUGUAGAAAUCUUAUCCAUAGCUUCAAUAACAAUCCCAAAACAUUUGAUGAAAAACAUGAAGAGGGCAAAAAUAAAGAGAACCUGGCAUCAAAGGAAAGGCAAGGAAUAAUAAAAAUCUAUACGUCUGUAGCAUGUGACACAAUUUACACACCAAAGGACCACUCUGAUGGUAAAGAGGAUUUCCAAACUACAGAGAAGUCACAUACUUGUGACAGUAGCUUUAUAAAGAAGGACCAGCGAGGAUCUUAUAGUGAAGUCCAGACUGAAAAGAAGCCCUCAGAAUACAAUAUGAGCUUUACAAAGAAGAGCCAAGUCACAUUUAGUGAGAAAGGCAGCAUUGAGAAGAGGAAAAAAAAAUCUGCAUCAUCUGACAAGAGUUAUCAUGGGAAGAGCUGCCUCACAUGCCAUGAGAAAAGCCACAGUGAGAAGAAGACAUAUAAAUGUGCAGCAUGUGGCAAGAGCUUUCAGUGGAAGAGCCUUCUCACAUAUCAUCAGAAAACCCACACAAUGGAUAAACUAUAUAAAUGUGCAAUAUGUGACAAGAGUUUUCAAACAGUGGUCCGACUAAUAUGCCAUAAGAAAAGCUAUACACACUUGAAGAAGUUAAAAAGAAAUUAUCAAUUUAAAUGCAUAAAACGUGGCCUGAGUUUUAGACACAAGAAGUAUCUUACAUGCCAUGAAAACACUCAUGCCAAGGAAAAGCCAUUUAAAUGUAUUACAUGUGGCAAGAGUUUCAUGUGGAAAUCAGGGCUUGCAAGCCAUAAGAAAAUUCACAUGGAAGAGAAGCUAUAUAAAUGUGCAACAUGUAACAAAAGUUUCAGAACAAAGAAGAACCUAAAUCAUCAUCUAAAAACCCCAGCCCACACUGGGGAGAAGCCACAUAAAUGUGUCACAUGUGACAAGAGGUUUACCUGGAAAUCCAUGCUUACUUACCAUGAGAAAACCCACUUUGAGAAACUUAAUAGAGAGAAGCUACAUAAAUGUGCAACGUGCAACAAGAGUUUUCGAACAAAGAAUAAAUUAAAACGUCAUUUUGGAAUCCACACUGGGGAGAAGCCAUACAAAUGUGUUGCAUGCGGCAAGUGUUUUCUUUGGAAAACUGCACUUGAAUACCACAAGAAAAUCCACACUGGAGAGAAGCCAUAUAAAUGUGCAACAUGCAACAAGAGUUUUAGAGCAAAGGGCAAAUUAACAUACCAUGAGAAAAUCCAUACUGGUGAAAAGCCAUAUAAGUGUGCAUUAUGUGGAAUUGGUUUUAGACAUAAAGACCAACUUGCAUACCACGAGAAAACGCAUACUGGCCAAGAACCAUUUAAAUGUCUCGCAUGUGGUAAGAGUUUUAUGAGGCAGUCUUUUCUCACAGACCAUGAGAAAGCCCACACUGGGGAGAAACAGUAUAAAUGUACAAUAUGUGACAAGAGUUUUGCACUCAAAACAAGCUUUGCAUACCAUAAGAAAACUCACUCUGGGAAGAAGCCACAUAAAUGUGUAACAUGUGGCAUGUGUUUUAUAGAAAAGAGCCAACUCACAAGCCAUGAGAGAAAGCACACUGGGGAGAGGCCACAUGAAUGUGCAACAUGUGGUCUGAGGUUUAGAAAGAAGGACAAACUCCAAGGCCAUGAGAGAAUCCACACUGGGGAGAAACCAUAUAAAUGUGCAAAAUGUGGACUGAGUUUUAGAAUAAAAAACCAACUCACAUACCAUGAGAGAACCCAUGCUGGGACAAUGCCAUUUAAAUGUGCCACAUGUGGGAAAAGCUUUGUAUGGAAGCAUGAGCUGACAUACCAUUUAAGAACCCACACUGAGGAGAGACCAUUUAAAUGUAUUACAUGUGACAAGACUUUUAAAUGGAAAAGCAGCCUCAUAUUUCAUGAGCGUAAGCAUACCGACAAAGCUCCAUAUAAAUGUGCAACAUGUGGCAUGAGUUUUAAAUGGAGUGAUCAGCUCAGAUAUCAUGAGGGAAUACAUGUGGGAUCAGCCAACACCAACAGUAAGGAAAGUCGAAGCAAGAAAACUAGAUAUUGUAGUCAAAGGAAAAAGGGCAGUGCUGGGGAAGAUCACGUGGAAUCUUCCAGUGCAAACAGUAAAGAAAGUCGAAGCAAGAAAAACAAAUAUUGCAGUCAAAGAAAAAAAGACAAACAUAGCAAUAAGUGAAAUAGCUACAUCUACCAACUGUAAUCUCGUGUGUACUGAGAGUCAUAAGAGUCAUUAAAUGCCAGAAUAUGCAAACUUUAACUGCACCAGUCUGGAGCAAAUGCACCCAGAUACUUCCAAUUGUAGUAAGGUUGCAGGUCCGAAUGGAGAAAUGUAAUCAGUGAGAGGGGUGUAGUAUUCACUCUCAGGUCUUGGUGAAUAUCUUUACAUGGAGGACACUGUUUUUACAAAACCUCACCAAGGCGACACUGGUAUAUAGGCUGCAAUUUAUAUAUCAUGAAAAAAGGUAGGUGAAAAAAAAGACUGGCCACACAGAUCCUAGCGUUAAAAAGUGAACAUUGCUGACAUAGGCAAUUAUGUUAGGACUGGAUGUGUAACACUGUCCGUAUGUGUAACACCAUUGAAGCCUUUGAUACUGAGUGUUUAAAUCUUAAGACCAUGUUUUUAAACAGAGGGUACCCUAGCGAGUUCAUUGAUGGUUUAAUCGAUGAAGUCUCGCUUAAGAGAGAGAACGGUUUUUAUAAACCCCUUCUUUUACAACGGAAAGUUGAUCCUUCUAUUACAUACGGGUUGGAAUUGGGAGGUUAUACAUCACCGUUUAACAUUCCUGAGGUUCAAGUUGUGUGUGAUGAACCAAGUACCUCACAAAGAACAACUAGUGUUGAUUUCAAGUCUAGUCUAGUUAUUACAUAUAACCGACAUAUCAAUGCCAUUUGUUCAAUCAUCAAGAAAAAUUGGUACUUUAUUUUGAACAACUCACAGUUAAUUGAAACUUUGGGUUUACAACCUUGCUUUGUUUUUAAGAGGGGUAACAACUUGAAAGAGUUACUUCAAUCAAGGGAAGAACCAAUAGAUUUUUAUUCUAGACAAAAUGGCACUUUUACUUGCGGUAUGUGUAAUUUGUGCAGGCUCUUAAAAGUGGGUAACUCUUUUUCAGUUAAUGGUAUUAAAUAUACCAUCAACUACAAAAUCACCUGCAACACUAAAUCUGUGGUGUACCUUGCGUUUUGUAAUUGUUGCCCAGCAUUUUAUGUUGGUAAGACGGACCGUAGAUUACGGGACCGUGUUUACCAACAUAAUUAUGCAAUUAAAAACAAAAAGGGCGACAAUGCUCUUUCUAAACAUAUCAUAAAACACACUGGACAUAGUUUUACCUAUAUGGGUAUUGAUUGUGUAAAUGUAGGUAUAAGAGGUGGACCACAACCUCUUUUACUUGAGAUUAGAGAAUUGGAAUGGCAAUUACGCCUUAAUGCCUUUUCUUAUCCAGGGCUAAACGAAGCAUGUAAUAUCCUGGCAGUAUUGAAAUAUAAAAGCUACUUAAGGUAAUAUUUUUCCUUUAUCUUCUUAUGCCC